AUCACCGUUCUAUGUACUGGUCCACGUGCAAUUGUAUUUGGAAUAACUAAUCCAAAAUUAAAACCUGACAAUAUGCCUACAGAACGUAUUGUUACACAGAAAGUUAUCUUUGCACCAGCUAAUACAUUUCAUUUAUCAUCAACAUUAGCAAGUUUAUCAGUAUAUUUAGAUUCUGAAGGUCAACCAUCAGCAUCACCAGCCAAUCAUAAUGAUCCGUUGAAUAGAACCAUUUUAACAUCAAUUAGUUCACAACCACAAACUGCUGUAAUUUCAGUGAAAAAUUUAAUACCUGAUACAGAAUAUGUAUUUGAAUGGUCAUCGGGCAAUGAAUUCGGUUUAAGUGUUAUGAUACAAUUUACAUUAUGGACUAAAAAACUUGAAACUGCACCAACAAUUAAG
Messenger RNA from Schistosoma turkestanicum, 399 nucleotides. NCBI's taxonomy places the organism in Eukaryota, Metazoa, Platyhelminthes, Trematoda, Strigeidida, Schistosomatidae. The record is from the annotation of a GenBank genome assembly.